UAUGUCAACUCCUGAUCAAAAUACAAGCAAAACAACAAAUACGCAAACAUUUAACACAUUAAAAACACUGGCUUAAGAACACACGUUUGUAACACUGUAUUCAAACCAUUAAUAACAGAUUGUUAAAAUAACGGAUGUCCUUGAACUGCACACCAUCAUGGAAACACCCAUCUCCUGCAUCAGAUUUGUUUGAAGGAGGCGGUUUUUGUACCUUUUUAGUGCCGCCCUGCUCUUUCAUGUGAGUACAGGUGGAGCGAGCUUCUCUCACCUGCAGCUUGACUCCCUCUCUCUUCACUGGAUUGAGCGUCACGCGGACACAAAGCUGUCAGGCGGGAAGACUGGAGAAAGGCCACUCAGUUUCUGUCCAAAGCAAACCAUUUAACUCCUUACAAAACCGAGAAAUGAAAGUUGACAGCGCAAAUGAUGAGAACACCGGAGAAGAUGUCAUAUUUAACACUGGACCACACAUGAUCAUGAUGUUUGCAGACCUGUGUGGUACCACUGACUGAUCCAUAGAGGUCCGUUUCCUGUAUUGUGAACAAGGAGGAUUUUGGACCAACAGCCCACCAAGGUAAGCUUGCAGCGAUGUUGACGUACCGUGCCUUGCUUGUCGUAGGGGCAUUACUCGCCUUCGCGGGCCAAAGUCACAGUUGGAGACCCUGCACAGACCUACUGCCUCUUGACCUCCUGGCAAGAGUGUUGCCCCAACCAGGACAAGCCACGUCCACUCAGGUGCAGGUGGUACAGUCCCGGGGGUCCAGAGGUCUUCGCUUGGCUGGUGCUAUGACGACGUCGCUGAGUUUUCCUGCCUCUCAAAUCUUCACCAACUGUGAUUUCUUCCCUGCUGAGUACUCUUUGGUCACUACUUUCAAGAUGCCCAGGCUAAAAGAGAAGAGAAACGAGUACAUCUUCUCUAUGGUGGGGGAGAAGGCAGACCCACUGUUGCUAGGAUUACGUGUUUCACAGAAUGGGGUCCAUUUAUUGGUCAAUUAUCCUAGCACCGGUAGACGCAGUCGGAUAAGCUUCCACGAGGUGCGUUUGGACAACAACCGCUGGCACACAAUGGUGUUGGCCGUCACUGGACUGCACGUGGCUCUCACCAUCGAUUGUGGACUGACUCUGGAGCUUACACAGGCCCAUCCUUUCCCUGCCGCCUUAAGCACCAGAGGGUCCAGGGUCUUUAUUGGCAACCGAAGGAGAAGAACUGGACGCUUCUCUGGUUUGCUACGUCAGCUGGUUCUACUGCCGGGUUCAGAUGCCACUUCUAGGCUGUGUCCAAGCUCAGACCCCCACUUGGCCGAGCUUGUUGUCCCCCAGGUCCUUAUGUCGACACCCCUCAGGUUGGACUGGCCUGGUCCAGUUUACCCGUACGAGGCGGGGGCGACAGUGACGUCAGGGAGUCGUCCGCCAUGUUCCCGAGCAGAAGAAGGUCAGCUGUGGUUUGAUGUCCCGAGGAAAAGUGUCCUCAUGUGUAAUGGCGUUACCUGGAAAAGCUUUUUCGGUGUUUCUGAGCGUUUGGACUACGUGGAGGAUUUCCAAGACUUGUUCACAUUCUCCGAAACCUUCGACAUUGAAGUCUUCUCCAUACCAUCUGCAGGCCUCUUCUUGGCUGCUGCCAACAGGGACUCUGGGCCCGGCUCGGGUAUCUACAGGUGGACCAACGGGUCUUUUGGGCUUUACCAGAACAUCAGCACUCAGGAGGCUCGAGCUUGGAAACAUUUCAGCAUCAACGGUCAGUCUUUCCUCGUGGUGGCCAACUCAAGGGAGGUGGAGCCGGAGCUGUCCGUGAUCUAUCGGUGGAAUGGGCGGCGGGGGCGUUUUGUGCGCCAUCAGACAUUGGAGACCCACGCAGCUGUUGACUGGGAGGCCUUUCACAUGCACAACCACAGCUUUCUGGUGGUAGCCAAUCACAGACGAGCCAGAGACUCAAAUCACAACAUCAACAGUGUCAUCUACAGGUGGAACCCAAAGUCCAAGCUCUUUGAGGUCAACCAGACCCUUUCCACGUCAGGAGCGUACGACUGGGAGUUCUUCACCAUCGGACCGUACCACUUCCUCGUGGUCGCCAACACUUUCAAUGGUCAGACCACCGCCAUUCUCUCCACCAUUUACGUCUGGCUGGACGGAUGUUUCCAGUCAUUCCAGAACAUCCCGACGCUGGGUGCUACAGACUGGGAGACAUUUGAGAUAGACGGCAGGUUCUUCCUGGCUGUUGCCAAUAGUCAGAAGGUGUCCGUGCGCAGCCCGAGUCUCUACAGCAUCAACUCCACCGUGUAUGAGCUCAGCACCAUCAGCUGGACCUUCAUUCGCUUCCAAGAUAUCCUCACCCACAGCGCACUGGACUGGGAGUUCUUCACUGUGGGACAGGAGAAGUUCUUGGUAGUGGCCAACUCUCAUGAUGGCAGGUCAUACACUUUGAACAGCGUAGUCUACAGGUGGCAGGGCUUUGAGGGAUUUGUUCCUGUCCACAGCCUACUCACGUUCGGCUGCAGGGAUUGGGAACACUUCAUUACAGACAGAGGCUCAUUCUUGGUCUACUCCAGUGCCACCUCCAGGCUCAGCAAGGUGUUCAAACUCAGGACUUACUGACUCCCUCCUGAUCUUGAGAACUCGUCCCAGACCAUCCAUCCGUCUUCGACAGCUUGUCCUGUACAGGGUUGCAGGUGACCUUUCCUAGCGCACUGUUAUCCAAAGGCGGACUACGCCCUAGACUGGAUGCCAGUCUGUCAGGGAACAUGUAGAGACAGACAACCAUUCACACUUUCAGUCACAGAGUCUGAGAAGGAACUGAUCCUACUACUCUAUCAGUGACAAUUUCCAGCUCUCACUCAAAACCAAUAUAAGCGCUAAGCUAUCCCCGGUUAUCUCACUUUUGAACAUGCCUAAAACAUUGUAGCUAAUGCCUGGAUUAUAUCCUCUCUGGCGCCGUCUUCAUCUUUUUACAUAUUUUAUCAGGGUUGAGAGAGUGUCGUGCAAUUGUUCACCAAAACCCUCUGUUUUCUGGAGAGUUUGGUGAGCAACCAUGACACUCGUCACCUGUUUAGCUUGUUAGCUACCUUCGUCAUAAGCAAUUAGUAGUUAUUAAAUAUUAAUGGAGAAUUUUAUUGGAGUGAGAACUAAUUGAUAUGUUACAACUGUCACUUCCGUUGCAGAUGUUAACCCAAAAUUGAAGGACAAGGCGUUUGCAAAGUUGAGCCACUUCCCCUGUGAACGAGUCACACAGGAAAUAUUGUUCUAAACGCCGACCGAUAACAGAGACACGGUUAUAUAUUUUUUUGAGGUGCUUGUCAAUCUACUCAGGAGGGUUUAGUAGGGAGCGUAUUAGCACAAACCAGUUUAAGCUUGAAUUUGUGUUAUUGGUAAAUAGUAACAUUUUUCAGACCACAAACUGCCUUUUAGCAAUGCUAAGAGCUCACUAGUAGCAGCAAUAACUAUUUAUAUCUAUAUAUAUAUUUUAGCUAGAAGGUAAGAUGUUAAUUUGUGUCUUUAUUAUGAAAGCUUUUUUUGAUACGAAUUUUGUGAAAUUAAUUUUAAAAUUAAUUACUAGAAUGUGUGUAUUUAAAAAUUCAAUGUACAAAACUUCACGGUUUUAAAAUUCAGUGUAAAAAAAAAUCACGGAAAAACAAUUCAGUGUUGAAAAAUGUGUUCCUUUAAAACGCAAGAUCCACUUCCAGUAAAUUACAACUGAAGCAAUCGGUCCUGUCUCAAAACCCGCCAAUGUCACGUGACAUCGGUUUUAAGAAGAGGCAGGUUUUGCAGUGCUAUAUGCCGUGAAAGUUGCUAUGCAUUAGUGAAAAGAAUUCCAAGACUCCGCAAAAAAAGAUAAAAGCUGAUCGCAUGAUGGUACAAACACUCACACAAUAAUGACUGAUACUAAAACUUUAUAACAGACCGUCUUAAAAACGGAGUGAAUUUCAUUUUUUUACUGAAUGUACACAAAAAUACAGCGUGUGGGAUUUACAAUAUUAUCUAUGAACAAUAAAACACUAAAUAUUGAAAAUAUAUAUACGUUGCCCUUCUACUGCAGUCCACCUCCUUGAGCGACAUCUUUUGUAAUCGAGCAAGAAAAAUAAACACGGCGAAACAUAAACCCAAAGGGUCAAAUAAUACAUCCACAUACUUGAUAUGUCACUUUUCUGCAGAACUUUAUUGUAGACAUCUGUCCUCGUUUGACACUCGCGUCUCAGGCUUGUGACUGUGUAAACCAGCCGCGCCUCCUCUGUCCCAUGGUUCGUUUGCAUGGAGAAUAGCCUCCUAUGGUUACCGUAGUAACCCGUAUGUCACUCAAAAGUGCAGAGUAGUAACCCGUAUGUCACUCAAAAGUGCAGAUUCUAACCACUGGAAUCAUUUCUAUUGUUUGGAAACAUCCGGCAGGCCAUGUUGAAAUGUUUAUGAUCUUGUAUUAUUCCCAAGUAGCCCAGGUAACUGCUUUUUUAAUGCUUUUUUUGUAAGUCCUGUGUUGUGUGACAUCAAACCUUACACCUCAUUGGCUGCUUCUGAGACAAGAUCAAUAGAUUCAGUCUUAAUUUGCCGGAAGUUGGUCUUGCGUUUUGAAGCAGCAAAUUUUUUUAGCUUUGAAUUUUUUUACACUGCAUUUUUAAAAAGACUCAUUUUGCAAAAAAAAAAGUUUCCAGGAAAUUGUUAGUAUUAUUUGAUGUUAAAAAAAAAAUAUUGCAAAGAAAUUCAGUGUCAAAACAACCUUUCUCAAUAAAGACACAUGUUAACCUUCAAUGAAGGGCUGUGAUGCUGAUUAUGGAACUAGGAUGCUAAUGCUGCAUCCACAAAACUACCUCCCACCAAGUGUCGGACAAACUUAAUUUAUUUUCAUAAUGUGUAAAAUCAGUUACUAAUGUACAAAACAUACAUUAAAUAAAUGUUUAUUAUUUAUUUAAUACUGUAUACUCAACACAUCAUGGAGUCAUAAUGUGUAAAAUCCAUUACUAAUGUAAAAAACAUACAUUAAAUAAAUGUUUAUUGUUUAUAUUAUACUGUAUACUCAACACAUCAUGGAGUGUUAUUCUCUUUUUCUGUAUUCGCUAAGCCUGUUUUGUUAAGAAAUGUUUAUCUUAUACUCUGCCUUCAAUGGAAUUGAAAUGUUUCAAAAUUGA
This is a messenger RNA of Nerophis ophidion (straightnose pipefish), 5108 nucleotides long. Its product is annotated as thrombospondin-type laminin G domain and EAR repeat-containing protein-like. The record is from RefSeq and is a predicted model, not a curated record. Bases 586 to 2589 code for a protein of 667 amino acids. The transcript is spliced from 15 exons. NCBI's taxonomy places the organism in Eukaryota, Metazoa, Chordata, Actinopteri, Syngnathiformes, Syngnathidae. Gene Ontology annotation, biological process: signal transduction.